Acyrthosiphon pisum (pea aphid) is the source of this 2275-nucleotide messenger RNA. RefSeq names its product putative sodium-dependent multivitamin transporter. Gene Ontology annotation, cellular component: membrane. NCBI's taxonomy places the organism in Eukaryota, Metazoa, Arthropoda, Insecta, Hemiptera, Aphididae. The record is from RefSeq and is a predicted model, not a curated record. The transcript has 10 exons. Gene Ontology annotation, molecular function: symporter activity. Gene Ontology annotation, biological process: transmembrane transport; sodium ion transport. The coding region runs from base 422 to 2089 and encodes 555 amino acids.
AUGCGACCCAGUAUAUAUGGACGGUGAUCGCCCAUAAACAUACUAUUUCAAAUCAAUCGAAAUAAAAAAAAAAAAAAACACUCACUAAGGAUUUCUAUAAUAUAAUCCGUUUAAUCGUACGUAGUAAAACAAAAAAAAAACCGAUCGAUUCUCGACAAACGAAUCUGUCGGAACCCGACUCCGCGUGCGUAGGCUCGUAAAAUAUACACCGCGGGAUAGUGAAUAUAAUUAUCGGAUAAUAACAUGUUAAUUUAAUACGCCCCACCGUGCAAAACGACACUAUCAAACGAAACGCUGCUGUGCGGCAAUUCAAAUUAUUUCCAUGUGGGUUUCCGUCGGUAGGUAACGUGAUAAUAUUAUUGUAAUUCGUCAGACUCGGUGCAAGUAAACAGCUACAGUAACGGUGUUCUUCUCGACCGCCAUGGCGUUGGGUGUUGCCGACUACGUCGUAUUCGGAAUUAUGUUGAUCAUGUCCGCCUCGAUCGGUGUGUACUACCGAUUUACAGGCGGCAAACAAAAGACUACACAGGAAUACAUGUUGGGCGAUAAGAACCAGAGUGUUUUACCGGUGGCAUUUUCUCUGAUGGCCAGUUUCAUAACGGCGAUCUCGAUGUUCGGUUUGAGCUCGGAAAUGUAUACUCGUGGUACCCAGUUUUCCGUCAUAAUUGUCGCCUAUAUUAUCGCCACUCCCAUCAUUGGUUACGUAUAUCUGCCGGUUUUCUUCAAACUCGGCAACUUGUCUCUGUACGAGUACUUAGAACUGCGAUUUGGACGUUUAACACGAGUGACUACGUCGUUAGCGUUCAGUAUUCAAAUGCUAUUUUACAUGGCAAUCGUAUUGUAUGUCCCAGCACUGACUUUAGAAGCUGUGACCGGAUUACCUCAGUCUGCUUCCAUUGUACUUGUGGGGUUGGUGUGUGUGUUCUAUUCUACGAUGGGUGGAAUAAAAGCAGUGAUCAUAACGGAUUUAUUACAAGCCCUUCUCAUGUACGCAUCGGUAAUUGCGGUUGUUGGGGUAGCUUGGUACGAAACUGGCGGUUUGUCUGAAAUUUUGGAAAUUUCCAACAGAUAUGGUCGUAUUAAUUUUGGAAAUUUUAAUAUCGACCCGACAGUAAGGCACAGUUGGUUUAGUAUACUAAUCGGAGGGUGUUUCACUCAAAUUUCUUUGUAUGCUGUAAAUCAAACACAAAUACAGAGGUUUUUAACCAUGAAAGACUAUAAGACUGCCGUUACCGCACUGUGGUGUAGCUUACCACUAGUGUUGGUAAUAUCACUCAUAACAAGUUUGUCUGGUCUAGCGAUGUUUUCAAAAUAUUAUAACUGCGAUCCUAUAAAGUCUGGUCGUAUAUCAAGCAGUGAUCAAUUGAUGCCGUUAUACGUGCUGGACACUAUGGGAUCUAUACCUGGCUUAACCGGAUUAUUCAUAGCCGGAAUUUUUUCAUCGGCAAUGAGCUCUGUAUCGCCAAUCCUCAAUUCAUUGGCAGCAAUUACGAUGGAAGAUUACAUAAAGCCAUUUAAAAAACAAGAAAUAUCGGAUAAAAAACGAGUUUAUCUCAUGAAAAUUUUAGUCCUCGUGUACGGUAGUGUUUGCAUUAUAUUAUCGUUUCUGGCAAAAUAUAUGGGCUCGGUGCUUCAAACUGCGUUGACCAUAUUCGGAGUAAUCGGCGGACCCGUGUUGGCCGUGUUUACAUUGGGUAUACUCUUACCCUACAUCAACCAAAAAGGUGCACUGACCGGCUUAAUAGUUGGCCUGAUUUUUUCGUUUAUCAUUGGAUUUGGUGGGCCUAAACCUCCAGUUGAAAAUCUACCAUCAUACACAAAUUCAUGUACAAUAUUUAAUAACUCUGCAAGUUCUACACAGCUUCCAUCAUCUUAUUAUAAAGGAGCACUUCACGAAGACGGCUAUGUAUAUCUGUAUCGAAUCAGUUACCUGUACUACAUUGUGUUGGGAUUUUUGGUAACAUUUGUGGUGGCAAUGAUAGUGAGCGCAAUAUUCCGUGGGAAAAAACGUGACCACAAUCCGGAUCUAUUCACCCCCUGUGUGGCAAACAGAUUGAAAAGACGUGACAAAGGUUAUGAACAAAGCUAAUAUAAUAUGCAAUCGUAUACAUGUCCGGAAAUGUGUUUUAUUACGUCAGACCUUAUGCUAUCGAAGUUCAAAGUUAAAUUUCAAGCAAGAACCAUGCCUUACUUGCUCAUUCAUAUAAUUUAAGUGUGUUGAUCAUGGUGUAAUAUAUUAUUAUAAUGAAUAAAUAGUUGUAAGUUAUUUUUAUUA